UUCAGGAACGGCUGCCAUCAGUCAGUUUCACUUCACUUUUAAUGCAUUACUUCAUGUUAAUCAAAUAUUGGAACACUGACACUUGACACAGUCAUGGAAUGAAAAGCAUAGUUGAUUCACGAUAUAAAUGAAACAUCAAAGGAAAUCAUGAACAGCAAGUCGUCUCAGAUCAGUUUUUGUAGAAGGGUAUAUAUUUGUCUUGCAACUCAAAGAAGACAUUAUACCUCCAAUGUGCUUGAUGGCAAAGGCUGGGGUGUUUUGUCUGGUAAGACCACACGAAUUGGUUGCGCCUCAGGAUUUUGGGGUGAUUCUCCUUCAGCAGCUCCACAACUUGUUCAUGGUGGUAACGUUGAUUUCUUGGUAUUCGAUUAUCUUUCUGAAAUAACCAUGUCAUUAUUAGCAAUGGCUCGACGAAAGUCUCCUAAUCAUGGCUACUGUCCUGACUUCGUACAUGUCGUCAUGCAGCCAUUGUUAAAAGAUAUAAAGAGAAAAGGUAUUCGUGUAAUCAGUAAUGCUGGUGGCGUUAAUCCUCACGCAUGCGCAAAGGGAAUCCAGGAUUUAGCAAAGGCGAGUGGCGUUGAAGAUUUGAAGAUCGGUGUGAUCACUGGGGAUGAUCUUACUGGAAAGAUGAAUGACAGCGCGAGAAAAGACAUUAAAGAGAUGGAAUCUGGUAUCUCAUUGCCAGAUAAAAUACACAGCAUGAACGCGUAUAUUGGAGCGUUUCCCAUCGCACGUGCCCUUGAUGCUGGUGUCGACAUCGUCAUUACUGGUAGGUGCGUUGACAGUGCGUUGGCAUUGGGACCUCUCAUACAUACCUUCAAAUGGAAGGAAGAUCACUUUGAUCAUCUAGCGCAUGGAAGUCUUGCCGGCCAUUUAAUUGAAUGCGGAGCGCAGUCGACUGGUGGCAUAUUGACUGAUUGGCAAAGCUCUAGAAAUUGGGACAACAUAGGUUUUCCAAUAGUGGAGUGUGCCUGCGAUGGAAAAUUUGUCGUCACCAAGCCCCCCAAUACCGGUGGUUUGGUUAACACAAGUACAGUCGCAGAACAGCUUGUUUACGAAAUAGGAGAUCCUCGAAAUUACAUUCUCCCUGACGUCGUUUGUGAUUUCUCUCAUGUGAAGGUCGAGCCAAUCCUGGGAAGUACUGAAAAGGAAAACGAAGCGGUUCUUGUCACUGGUGCUAAAGGAAAACCCCCGUCUGACACUUACAAGGUUAGUGCGACCUACUCUGAUGGCUAUAGAGCGACUGCCGUUUGUCCAGUCGGAGGACCAAACGUCGUCGCCAAAGCCAAACGAGUGGCCGAGAGCAUUUUGAAAAGGACAAGAAGACUUUUCAAACUUAGAGGUCUUGAAGAUUAUACUGGAACGCACAUUCAGGUUCUCGGCUCGGAAGAUACAUAUGGUGCGCACGCGCGAAGCUCUGCGGAGGAAACAAGAGAAGGUGUCCUGUGGCUUGCUGUUCAUCAUCACCAGAAGAACGCCUUGGAGAUAUUUUCGAUGGAGGUCGCUUCCGCUGGUACAGGAAUGGCGCCUGGCCUGACUGGUUUACUUGGAGGACGUCCUAAGCCGACACCUGUUUUAAAACUGUUUUCUUUCCUGCAUCCAAAAGAUGAUGUGGAGUUGCAGUUGCACAUCAAUGGAACUCUCAUGCAAACGCUACCGAAACCUACAUUGUUUCCUGAACGAGAAACAGAAGAAGAGGCUGCCGAAGUUUUCACGGACGAGCUUCCCAAUGGAGAAUGUACAUUCCCUCUGAGUUCUUUAGCGCAUACACGUAGUGGUGACAAAGGGAACAAUGUAAAUAUUGGUGUGAUCGCCCGUCAUCCAUCGUAUUUUCCUUACAUCCGGGCUGCGCUGACUCCUGACGCUGUUCAAGAAUAUUUCAAGCACUUGUUCGAAGCGCAUGACUUAAACACGUGCCAAGUUCAGCGUUUUGAGCUUCCAGGCAUCAAUGCCUUCAAUUUCGUGCUGAAGAAUGCUCUUGGUGGAGGAGGCAUGGCAUCUUUGAGAAGUGACCCACAGGGAAAAGCAUUGGGUCAGAUGUUACUGGAUUUCAAGGUUACUAAUGUCAAUGAUAUAACUCUGUGAACAUGAAAUGAACAUGCAGUGAUGUACAGAACAUUGAAUAGAUUUAACAAUGCAGCAAUGUUAAAAUAUGAAAAGUGUUGUUUAAUCUUCUUAAUGUUGUUUCAUCUGUGUUUACCAGGCCAUAGCAAGCCUGCAAGGGUAGUGUUAGUCAAGUUAUGUAAAUAUCAAAACAUUACCAUUGUUUAUUUCUCUAAAUAUCUCUGAUUUUUUAACACAGACAUAGUUGCAUAGGGUAAGCAAAGCUAAUCAAUGGUUGUGAUUGUAAACAUAAUCAUAGCAAAGCUUCUUAAACAUUUUACUUCAAUUCAAA
Xenia sp. Carnegie-2017 is the source of this 2395-nucleotide messenger RNA. RefSeq lists its product as uncharacterized. The record is from RefSeq and is a predicted model, not a curated record. The transcript has 21 exons. NCBI's taxonomy places the organism in Eukaryota, Metazoa, Cnidaria, Anthozoa, Malacalcyonacea, Xeniidae. Bases 148 to 2085 code for a protein of 645 amino acids.